Penicillium hordei is the source of this 261-nucleotide messenger RNA. RefSeq lists its product as uncharacterized. The transcript has 2 exons. Bases 1 to 261 code for a protein of 86 amino acids. The record is from RefSeq and is a predicted model, not a curated record. NCBI's taxonomy places the organism in Eukaryota, Fungi, Ascomycota, Eurotiomycetes, Eurotiales, Aspergillaceae.
AUGCAGAAGCUGGGCUACAAGGAGACACCGAGCAAAGAUGAGAAGACCCAUACUAGCAGUGAUGAGACGUCUAAUCUCGUUGGAAGUUCGGACACUUAUAAAGCUGCAAGCAGUUACGAAGGUAAUAACGCUCAAUCCGGAAUAUACCCUGCCCCCAGCGUAUCCCUAUCGUCUCGUGGAACCGGGUCUUGCAAAUGGUCUUUUAUUUUCAUGAUUGGUAUCAACAAGUGGCCAGGCAUCGAACCAUACAGAAUUAAGUAG